CCGCCCUGCCCGAUUCGGCGGGCACCGCCCACCCAGCAUAACCCAGCGGCAAACACAGGCUACAAGUGCUGUGGCUAGAAAUAACGGACUUUCUCCGGGUGCCAUGCGGACGCGAGUGUUCACAGCUUCAGCUUUACUGAGUGGCCAAAGCAGAAGCUGCUAAAUCAAGAUGCUGAUGCAACUAGCCCCAGCUGAGAGGAACAUGCAUUCAUUAAAGUUGAUCUGUAUUAGAAUCUGUUCUGAACUGGAGUAUAAACAUACAGUUUAAUUGAAUUGGUUAGGAAGUCUGCUCUUGCUCAAGACUUCCAGAAAUCCAACAGCUCUGCUCAAAAAGGGCCCUGCCUUUCUUCUCAUUUGUGUCUUUCUACAGGAAACUUGCCUUCUCAUUUGAGGGAUUCUGUCACAGGAAUGUGUGAGUCCCUGGAUAAAUUUGGCUUGGUGAUGGCAGUGUGCUCUUCCCAGAGAUUCUGCCACUUUCUCCUUGCUCCUUUUCUGCCCUGACCCGAGUUUCUCACUGCUAACCUCAGUGACAAGUCAGAAGAUUUGCCCCUUCCAUCAUCUUCUGUUCCCGGGUUCCCUUUCCCGUGUUUGUAACUCUGAUGAGAAACUGAGGCCAAGGUGUCUUCAACCAGCCAUGGCUGUAAAGGGAAUGAGGACCAGAGGAGCAGGCCUCCCUACAGUCCGGGAUUAAAUUCUGCCAGAUUCUUCUUAUCUAAUUGUGUUGCUGAUAGCAAAAGUUUGGAAAUUUCGGGGAGAAAUCUAUCCAGCUCCCAUGGAGCUCCACUCUCUGUCUAAGAGGAACAGCCCAGUGGACCCAUGCAAUGCUUUGGAGUGGAGUUCAGGAGAGACUUCUGGUGACCAUAUAGAAGAGGCAACCAUCAGAGAUGCUUUUUGCUAUCAGAAAAACUUGGUAUCAACACCAAGGGCAGAUGUGGUGGAAGUGUGUAGACUUAGCACUUCUCCAGCAUCCCCAACCUCCUUGCUCCAAGACAGUGCUAUUCAAACAAGCUUCUCCCUAUCUGGACCUCCUGACUCAGGGAACAACCAAGUAAUGGCUGAUCGCAAAGUCUGUAAUUGUUGCAGCCAGGAACUAGAAACUUCUUUUACUUACGUGGAUGAGAACGUCAACUUGGAACAGAGAAGUCAGAGGUCACCAUCAGCCAAAGGCAGUAAUCACCCUGUAGAUCUGGGAUGGGGAAACCCUAAUGAAUGGUCUCAUGAAACUGCCAUGUCUUUGAUGUCGGAAGACGAUGAUGAUACAAGUUCAGAAGCCACAUCUUCAGGGAAGUCUGUAGACUAUGGUUUCAUCAGCGCUAUCUUGUUCUUGGUCACUGGUAUCUUGCUAGUGAUCAUUUCUUAUAUCGUCCCUCGGGAGGUGACAGUGGAUCCCAAUACAGUGGCAGCCCGGGAAAUGGAACGCCUAGAAAAGGAGAGUGCAAUGCUAGGUGCACACCUGGACCGUUGUGUGAUCGCUGGGCUCUGCCUCCUCACUCUCGGGGGAGUUGUUCUGUCUUGUUUGCUGAUGAUGUCUAUGUGGAAGGGAGAGCUCUAUCGUCGAAAUAGAUUUGCCUCUUCCAAAGAGUCUGCAAAACUCUAUGGUUCUUUCAACUUCAGGAUGAAAACUAGUACUAAUGAAGACACUCUGGAACUGUCCUUGGUAGAGGAAGAUGCCCUUGCUGUACAGAGUUAGUUCUAAAAUCCUUGAGAGACAGCCAUACCUUUUAUAUGAAAAAAAUUAAGUCAUGGGUCCUUUAUUUGUUUGACAAGAAAAGUGUUCUACCACACACAAACUAAAAGCCAGUGAGUGUUUUAUUUCCAUGAAUCUUGUGUAAGAAAGCCUAUGUAAGUUGUAAAAGAAACCAUAGCCAGCUAAUUGCUACUUGCUAUGAACUAAAAACUAAUUCACCUGAAAUCACUAUGUGUUUCUACUUCUAAACAAAAUACUUCUGCUGACCUAAUAUAUAAGUGUUGUCUUAUACAUAAACAUGGAGAUUAUUACUAGGGACUAGAAGGGCUCCUGCAUAAUUCGAUCACUUGGCAAUCUAUUCCACGAAACAUAAGCACUAGUUAAAUAGUAAGGCUUACAUUUAACUCCCAAAGGUACUUUUCCACUUUCUUUCUAAAUUUUCUUCCUAUAAUUUGUCUAAACCCUAAAAUGUAGACUUUGGCAGCAUGCAUAUUUUGAAAGCUAAAGAUUUGGUUAUUUUUUUAAAGCUAUCAGAAAUUAUAUUUUAAAUUAUUGCUAUAUUUAGAAGUGACAACUAUGUCAUUAAUAUGUACCGUAUAAUAAAGAUAAUGAUACAAACCUUGUUCAGACCCAUGUGAGGUUAACAACUGUUAUCACAAAGUAUUUCCUUAUGCUUUUGUUGAACGUAGAAGUAUUUGCUGAUGCAUAGUUUGUUUCCUGUUUGUGGAUUUGCACUCAGUUUGAUGACCAAUGGCCUUGAAAUUUUUACCACUUCUCAUGUAUGUGUGGCAAAGCAUUGGACUGUUAAAACAUAUCCAGACAGGUCUGAACCAUGAAUGGGCCUGGCAUUCUCCCAAGUGACAUUUUGUGGUGAUGGUUUGGAGAAAACUUCCAGAGUCGUUGCAGCUAGACCUGUGAGAACUCUGCCUAGCAUAAGCCAUUUCUUAAAGAGUCCUUAAGCCUGUAGCCAAAUCUUACACUGAGAGUUGUGUUUAUUAUGAGUCCUGACUCAUCUUGCCGUCACUAAACAUAAUUUGGAGAACCUUCUACUUCGCAUCUUUAAGGACCAUGCUCUUGCCUCAUAAAGUGAAAAUGGGAAGUUUAUGGGAAGUACUGUGGGCAAGGUGGUCAGGAAAGGGAUGGGAAGAAAGGCUUCUUAUGUUUCAUGAAGUGGCCCCACCCUCCCACUUAGGUUUUUUAAUUAGUAUGUUACAAAGACUAUCGAUUUCAUUCUUAAAAAAAGGACUGGAGCCAGGAAUGGGUGUGAGUGAAGGGAUGAGCUAGUGAGAAAGGUAUUUCAUUGGAGAUUCUUAAGGAUACCUAAGUCUAAUGUAGAUAUCUAUGUUGUCAUUAAGGAGGAGGGGUAAAUUGUGUGAGUUUGCAUAUCUAUAUGAAUGGGAUUUUGGGGGUAACAGAGGCAGUUGUUGAGUUAGCUUUAAUAACAGGUAAAGGAAAAUGUAAUAAGGAAGGGAGAGAUAGGGAUGACAACAUGUCACAGAAUCCUUAGGUAAAAAUAAGAGUAUACACACACACACACACACACACACACACACACACACACACACAUAUAUAUAUAUAUAUAUAUAUAUAUAUAUAUAUAUAUAUAUACACAUAUACAUAUCCUUUGCCUUGCCCUGUAGAACAUGAUGUGCUGGCUUACCGACCCACAAAAGACUAGACAGAACUUGCAUUUUCUGCUUCGCUUUUCCUUGAUUCUCUUGUCUUCUGUGCUAAAGGAACAUUCCUAGAAGGUUAAACCUUCUAGAGGUCUAUUCAGUUUCGAUCGCUAGUCUGCUUGAGGAACUAUUUUGGAGAUAUUGAAGUAAAACAGGAGUAAUCUACUUCCAUGGGUGUGUAGAUAUGAACUGGGUUCAAACUGCAGCAGCAAAAUAUAUGAAAUAGAAUUUAAACCCAUUUAAAUCCAGGCCUGGCGGGUCACGCCUAGAUCCCAGCACUUGGGAGGCUGAAUGGAGAUGAACAAAGCGUUAAGGCCAGUUUGGACUACAUAGGGAGUUCCAGUACAGAAUACAGAGUGGGACUCUAUUUCAAAACAUCAAGAUAUAAUAAAAUAUCCAUGAUUAUUUAUAUGAGAUCUCUGAAUUUUGUUUUUAUUUAUUGGUAAGCCAUAAUUAAUUGGUUGCAUAGCAAAUAAGACAGGAAUAAUUUGUGGACCAAUUUUCAGUUCUUCAUGACUUUGAAAAUUAAACAUGAAGGCUAUAUUUUCGAUUGUAUAAAACUGAUGAUAAAGGAAGAAAAAGUCAGAGUUCAUCAUAGAAGAAAAGUUAAUGAACUCACCAUGUUACUAAAUCAUAUAGAUAUGCCUGUAAUGAACAUAGCACUUUUAAAAACCCCAUCUCAGAAAAGGAGAUUUUUAAAUGAAAAUUAAGUAAAUGCCCAUUUCUGCCUUCUCUAAAACUGUUCAAACACAGAUAGCAUGACAUUUAAGUUCUGCUGAUCUGAGGGAAGACACACCCAAGGGGACCAAUUCAGAAAGCCACCCAGAUGCUUUCUUUAGGCUCUGAUGAUGUAAUUCUGAUAAUUGCCUUAAUUGACUUUCUUCCAGGUAUUCUAUUUGUAUUGCUCUCACCCAUUCUGUUAGUGCCUGACUUUGAGAUGAUUGCUUGAAUUUAGAAUGAAGCUAAGGAAUAUGGACAUGACUCAUGAGUACAGUGCUUGCCUGUAUGGGAGGCCGUGAGUGGAGCCCUCAACACUGCAAGAAAAUAAAGAUAAAGGUAGCACAGGCAAAGAAAAAUUCUGAAUUUUCUGCAAUUUCUGUACUGUAUUGAUUUCAGUACAGUGUAGAGUGGUUUGGGUACUAGAAUUACUUUGGCCUGACCAUGUGAGACACCAGACACUGGACAGACUCAGGCUAUGUUUUGACCUUGGAUCUUUCUCCAGCUUCCUGGAUAUGUCUUUCAUAAAAUGCCCACUGUUAUCUGGAAGCUUCAUUAGGCAGUGUAAGCUUCUAACAUUACUAAUAAACUGUACCCUUUGUGGGCACAGGGAACUGCUGCAGAACUUGCUCAGUUUUCUUUGCAAUGCCAUUUCCUGGCCAGCCAUUUGGAACUCAUGACAUAACCAUGCAAUGUGAUGUACUGGCCUGCCAUGUGAAUCUCUUCUUUAUGGGUAUCUUGCUAUGUAUCUGAUUUGUGAUUUAAAAGAACAGAAGACUGCUAAGAACCACCAAGUUCUCUCUGACCUGGGGUGUUUUCACUCGUGUGACUGCUUAAUUGAGUAAAACCCAGAUACUUACCUUGUUAUCAAAAACUUAAAAUAUCUGAGCCCAUCCUCUCCCUUUAGAAAAAAUCUGGAUUAAGGCCCAGUUUGACCAUGGCUAGCAUACAUCUGUUAGGUACAAGUGUAAAUAAACAAACUCCUAUACCAAA
This is a messenger RNA of Mus musculus (house mouse), 5073 nucleotides long. It is a transcript of the gene Tmem74, whose product is annotated as transmembrane protein 74. Gene Ontology annotation, biological process: macroautophagy. Gene Ontology annotation, cellular component: lysosomal membrane; autophagosome membrane. Bases 773 to 1690 code for a protein of 305 amino acids. The record is from RefSeq and is a predicted model, not a curated record. Lineage: Eukaryota; Metazoa; Chordata; Mammalia; Rodentia; Muridae. The transcript is spliced from 2 exons.